AAACACAUUGUCUCUCUUUGCUUACCAAUAGACAACCUUAAAGCCACUUUUCGUCAACAAGACACACAAAAACCCUAAACAAAAAAUCACUUAUCAAACUUAUUAGUGUCUAAUGGCACUCGUUAAUGACCAUCCCAACGAGACCAAUUACUUGUCAAAACAAAAUUCCUCCUCUUCCGAAGAUCUCUCCUCGCCGGGACUGGAUCAGCCAGAUGCAGCUUAUGCCGGUGGAGGAGGAGGAGGAGGCUCGGCUUCGAGCAGUAGCACGAUGAAUUCAGAUCAUCAACAACAUCAGGGGUUUGUAUUUUACCCAUCCGGUGAAGAUCAUCACAACUCUUUGAUGGAUUUCAACGGAUCAUCAUUUCUUAACUUUGAUCAUCACGAGAGCUUUCCUCCUCCAGCCAUAAGCUGUGGUGGUAGUAGCGGUGGGGGCGGCUUCUCCUUCUUGGAGGGCAACAACAUGAGCUACGGCUUCACAAACUGGAAUCAUCAACAUCAUAUGGAUAUUAUUAGCCCUAGAUCCACCGAAACUCCCCAAGGCCAGAAAGACUGGUUAUAUUCUGAUUCAACUGUUGUAACCACUGGUUCUAGAAACGAGUCUCUUUCGCCUAAAUCCGCUGGAAACAAACGUUCUCACACGGGAGAGAGCACUCAACCGUCGAAGAAACUGAGUAGCGGUGUGACCGGAAAGACCAAGCCUAAGCCAACAACUUCACCUAAAGAUCCACAAAGCCUAGCAGCCAAGAAUCGAAGAGAAAGGAUAAGUGAACGUCUCAAGAUAUUGCAAGAACUUGUUCCCAAUGGCACCAAGGUUGAUUUGGUGACAAUGCUUGAAAAGGCUAUUAGUUAUGUCAAGUUCCUUCAAGUACAAGUUAAGGUAUUAGCGACCGAUGAGUUUUGGCCGGCUCAAGGAGGAAAAGCUCCUGACAUUUCUCAAGUUAAAGACGCCAUUGAUGCCAUUCUCUCCUCAUCACAACGAGACAGGAAUUCGAAUCUGAUCACCAAUUAAUGAAGGGUUUUAUCAUUAAUAAAUCAGUUUAUCAAACAUUAAUUACGUACGUUGUAAUAAUAUCGGGGGAAACAAUGAUUCUCUCGAUUAUAAAUCCCACGUAAAUUUUGAAAUAUGAUCCAAAGAGAAGACAAUCGAGAUUAUGUAACGUUAGAUUAUGUGAAAAUCGAGAAGUUCUUAAUGCAUCUAUAACGAAGAGAAGACAAGAGACAUUGAAUUCACCGAUGAUCAGUCUGAUAUGGGUCCACACGGGGAUGGAAUCUUUAACUAGUAAAUAAGUGUUAAAAACAUAAAUAUGUUUUUCAAUUUCUUUUUCUGUUUUAAUUGUAUUUUGUGUGUUUUAGUCUACGGAAUACAGAUCUUUUAUUUAAACUCCAAGAAAUGAGUAAUAAAAUUCUUCACUUUUGUUUUUUCCUU
Molecule: messenger RNA, 1426 nt
Organism: Arabidopsis thaliana (thale cress)
Lineage: Eukaryota; Viridiplantae; Streptophyta; Magnoliopsida; Brassicales; Brassicaceae
Gene: RHD6
Product: ROOT HAIR DEFECTIVE6
Exons: 5
Coding region: 113-1009 (298 amino acids)
Biological process (GO): root hair initiation; regulation of DNA-templated transcription
Cellular component (GO): nucleus
Molecular function (GO): DNA-binding transcription factor activity; protein dimerization activity
Source: RefSeq, marked reviewed